GUUCUUGAAGCCAGAUAUUUGAAAUUUACCAUUGUCAUCUAUCUGAGCAACUAUAACUUGUCUUUGUUGUAUAUACAAUUAUAAAGAUAUUAAUUAUUCUUAAAACAGUUUAAGUGUCAGGUGAUGGAAGAAUAUAAAUGAAUACAUUAAAUUUCCAGAUUCACGGGAUGAAUAAACCUUAGUGGAAAGAGAAGCAUAAACCUAUCUUCUUUCACUAUGGAGGCAGGUUUGGCAGAUGGAGAACCUGACCGAAUUUCGAUCUUGCCAUAUUCAGAAGUUGCUGAAGGUGAAGAGACACUUCUUGGUGAUAGCAAAGAUGUCCUUGGCCCACCAACUGUUAUAGCAAACAGUGAAGAAUCUCAACUUCUGACACCAGGAAAGAUGAGUCAGCGCCAAGGGAAAGAAGCUUAUCCAACUCCAACCAAAGACUUGUGUCAGCCAUCUUUUAGUCCUGCAAGCCUUCAUAGUCAGGGUUUUGAAAGAGGAAGGGAAGACAUUUCUCAGAAUAGAGAUGACUCUUCACUUUCUAUGUCAAAGAGCAAGUCUGAAUCUAAACUUUAUAAUGGCUCGGAGAAGGACAGUACAGCUUCAAGCAAGCUCACAAAAAAAGAAUCUCUCAAGGUGCAAAAGAAAAAUUACCGAGAAGAAAAGAAAAGAGCCACAAAGGAGUUACUCAGUUCAAUCACAGAUCCUUCUGUUAUUGUCAUGGCUGAUUGGUUGAAGAUACGUGGUACUCUGAAGAGCUGGACCAAGUUGUGGUGUGUGUUGAAACCUGGGGUGCUACUGAUCUAUAAAACCCAAAAAAAUGGUCAAUGGGUAGGAACAGUCCUUCUGAAUGCUUGUGAAAUCAUUGAGCGCCCAUCAAAAAAGGAUGGCUUUUGUUUCAAACUUUUUCAUCCUUUGGAGCAAUCUAUUUGGGCAGUGAAGGGUCCAAAAGGUGAAGCAGUUGGAUCCAUAACUCAGCCUUUACCUAGCAGUUACUUGAUCAUCCGAGCUACUUCAGAGUCAGAUGGAAGGUGCUGGAUGGAUGCUUUGGAGUUGGCUUUGAAAUGUUCUAGUCUUCUUAAACGUACAAUGAUCAGGGAAGGGAAGGAACAUGACCUGAGCAUUUCAUCAGAGAGCACACAUGUGACUUUGUAUGGCUUAUUACGUGCUAACAAUCUUCACAGUGGUGACAACUUCCAGUUAAAUGAUAGUGAAAUUGAACGACAGCAUUUUAAGGACCAAGAUAUGUAUUCUGAUAAAUCCGAUAAAGAAAAUGAUCAAGAGCAUGAUGAGUCUGACAAUGAGGUGAUGGGGAAAAGUGAAGACAGUGACACAGAUACAUCAGAGAGGCAAGAUGACUCAUACAUCGAACCUGAGCCUAUCGAGCCUCUAAAGGAGACCACCUACACUGAACAGAGCCAUGAGGAACUCGGAGAGGCAGGUGAGGCUUCACAAACAGAAACUGUGUCUGAAGAAAACAAAAGCCUUAUCUGGACAUUGCUGAAACAAGUCCGUCCUGGUAUGGACCUGUCCAGGGUGGUUCUGCCUACAUUUAUUUUGGAACCUCGUUCUUUCCUGGAUAAACUUUCAGAUUAUUACUAUCAUGCAGAUUUUCUGUCUGAGGCUGCUCUUGAAGAAAAUCCUUAUUUCCGUUUGAAGAAAGUAGUGAAAUGGUAUUUGUCAGGAUUCUAUAAAAAGCCAAAGGGACUGAAGAAACCUUAUAAUCCUAUACUUGGUGAGACUUUUCGUUGUCUGUGGAUUCACCCCAGAACAAACAGCAAAACUUUUUAUAUUGCUGAACAGGUGUCCCAUCACCCACCAAUAUCUGCCUUUUAUGUUAGUAACCGAAAGGACGGAUUUUGCAUUAGUGGUAGUAUCCUGGCUAAGUCGAAGUUCUAUGGAAACUCAUUAUCUGCAAUAUUAGAUGGAGAAGCACGAUUAACUUUUUUGAAUAGAGGUGAAGAUUAUGUAAUGACAAUGCCAUAUGCUCAUUGUAAAGGAAUUCUUUAUGGCACAAUGACACUGGAGCUUGGUGGAACGGUCAAUAUUACAUGUCAGAAAACUGGAUACAGUGCAAUACUUGAUUUUAAACUAAAGCCAUUUCUAGGUAAUAGUGACUGUGUUAACCAAAUAUCAGGGAAACUUAAACUGGGAAAAGAAGUCUUAGCUACUUUGGAAGGCCAUUGGGAUAGUGAAGUUUUUAUUAAUGACAAAAAGACUGAAAAUUCAGAGGUUUUCUGGAAUCCAACACCAGACAUUAAGCAAUGGAGAUUAAUAAGACACACUGUAAAAUUUGAAGAGCAGGGAGACUUUGAAUCAGAGAAACUUUGGCAGCAAGUAACUCGAGCCAUAAAUGCAAAAGACCAAACAGAAGCUACUCAAGAGAAGUAUGUUUUAGAGGAAGCUCAAAGACAAUCUGCCAGAGAUCGGAAAACAAAAAAUGAAGAGUGGACUUGCAAGUUAUUUGAACUUGAGCCACUCACAGGAGAAUGGCAUUACAAGUUUGCAGAUACUCGACCAUGGGACCCACUUAAUGAUAUGAUACAGUUCGAAAAAGAUGGUGUUAUCCAGACCAAAGUGAAACAUCGCACUCCAAUGGUUAGUGUCCCGAAAAUGAAACAUAAGCCAACCAGACAACAGAAGAAAGUGGCAAAAGGCUAUUCAUCUCCAGAACCUGAUAUCCAGGACUCAUCUGGAAGUGAAGCUCAACCAGUAAAACCAAGUACAAGAAGAAAGAAAGGAAUAGACUUGGGAGACAUUCAGAAUUCCAUUGAAUCCAUAAAACAAGCACAGGAAGAAAUUAAAAGAAAUAUUACGGCUCUUCGAAAUCAUUUAGUUUCAAGCGCACCUACCACGGAUUAUUUUUUGCAACAAAAAGACUACUUCAUCAUUUUCCUCCUGAUUUUGCUUCAAGUUGUAAUAAACUUCAUGUUUAAAUAGUUCUUUACAGUAAACUAUUCAAUGAACUGGAAUGAUCAGAUUCGGCCUGGGAUCAAUGUUCAAGUUGGUUCAGUUUUAUUAAAACAUCACUAUAUUUCUGAAACAAAACCUUAGAGAUAAAUGCAGAGGUGUUGAUCUUUCAUACCUUUUAUCUUUAACCUGAAACAAGAGCUAUUCUGUUUGGUUAUUAAAGUGAGCUAUGUGUUACGUGCCAGAACAUUUCUAGUUUUUGUGAGAAUGUGUUUACAUGUGAGUAUAAUAAAUCCACAUGUAUACACAA
Molecule: messenger RNA, 3205 nt
Organism: Myotis brandtii (Brandt's bat)
Lineage: Eukaryota; Metazoa; Chordata; Mammalia; Chiroptera; Vespertilionidae
Gene: OSBPL8
Product: oxysterol binding protein-like 8
Exons: 25
Coding region: 217-2925 (902 amino acids)
Cellular component (GO): cytosol; membrane; intracellular membrane-bounded organelle
Molecular function (GO): cholesterol binding
Source: RefSeq, a predicted model, not a curated record